Molecule: messenger RNA, 846 nt
Organism: Brassica rapa (field mustard)
Lineage: Eukaryota; Viridiplantae; Streptophyta; Magnoliopsida; Brassicales; Brassicaceae
Source: RefSeq, a predicted model, not a curated record
AUGGCCUCUUCUUCUCAAAACCCAAUUGAUGACGAGUCAAUUGAUGAAUUUUUUCGUCAAAAGCAAGACGUUACCGGAAGACUUGGUCUCUCUGCACUUCAAAAGUGUACAGCAGCUAUUCGGGUGUUGGCAUAUGGUUCUGCGCUUGAUGCGGUCGACGAAUACCUCCGGCUCGGUACAACCACUACUCGGUUAUGUGUGGAAAAUUUUGUGGAAGCAAUAAUAGAUUUGUUCGGUGAUGAGUACCUACGAAAACCAACACCGGCUGAUCUUCAGCGUCUACUUCAUAUUGGAGAGCUUCGUGGGUUUCCUGGAAUGGUAGGAAGCAUCGAUUUGAAUUUCUCGGUCAACGGAAGAGAGUACGAUUUGGCUUACUAUCUCACCGAUGGUAUUUAUCCAAAAUGGGCAACUUUUAUCCAAUCUAUUCCAAUUCCCCAAGGACCGAAAGCAGUUUUAUUUGCGCAACGUCAAGAAGCUGUCCGAAAAGAUGUCGAGCGUGCUUUCGGAGUUUUGCAAGCUCGAUUUGCCAUUGUCAAAAAUCCCGCUCUUUGUUGGGAUAAAGUCAAGAUUGGAAAGAUUAUGAGAGCAUGUAUCGUACUCCAUAAUAUGAUUGUAGAAGAUGAAAGAGAUGAAUACCCUCGAUAUGAUGUUUCAAAUUUCCAACAAGGAGAAGGCAGCGGAAGUUCACAUGUCGAUCUCAACUAUUCCACAGAUAUGCCAACAAAUAUCGCCAAUCAGAUGGGUGUUCGAACAAGAAUUCGUGAUAGACAAGCACAUCAACAACUAAAAGGUGAUUUGGUUGAACAUAUAUGGCGUAAAUUUGGACGUGAUCAAGACAACAACUGA